CUCUCUCUCUCUCUCUCUCUCCCUCCUGGAAUUUCAAAACCUUUUAUUUCUCGCUCUCUUUUUUUUUAAACAGCAUUAGAAAUUUUCUCAGGAAAAUCAAAACCAAAACAAGCAAACACUCACAUUUUCUCAGGAAAAUCAAACGACGGAAGAAGAUUUUCUGUUUGUACGAAUCGUUAUAAACAAAGCACUGGUUUGUUGUUCAGGUUUGCACAAGUUAAUUAAUAUGUCUAUUGUCCAGAGCGACCCGCUUCUGCAAGUGGAAACAACUUGCGGAACCCUUUUAUAUGAAUUACAGAUAAUUUGGAAUGAAGUAGGGGAAACAGAUACUGAUAGGGAUAAAAUGCUGCUUGAGCUCGAACAAGAGUGUCUUGAAGUAUACAGAAGGAAGGUGGAUCAGGCGAACCGGAGCAGAGCUCAACUACGACAGGCUAUAGCUGACUCUGAAGCAGAACUGGCUGCCAUCUGUUCUGCAAUGGGGGAGCGACCAGUUCAUAUCCGGCAGGCUGAUCAAAAUAUUGGAAGCUUGAAGGAAGAGCUUCGAAAAAUUAUUCCACAACUUGAGGAGAUGAGGAAAAGGAAAUUGGACCGAAGAAAACAGUUCCAUGAGGUUCUAGAGGGCAUAAGGAAGAUCUCAAGUGAGAUCUAUGGAUCAGCUGAUCAUAAUGUGUUUGUUGAUGAAGCUGACCUCUCCUUGAAAAAGUUGGAAGAGUUGCACAGACAGCUGCAUGAACUUGAGAAAGAAAAGAGUGAUCGCAUGAAGCAGGUCCAGCAGCAUCUAGAUACUUUGAAUGCACUUUGCCUAGUGCUUGGUAUGGACUUCAAGCACACAGUUAGUGAGGUUCAUCCAAGUUUUGGUGAUUCUGGAGGAUUGAGGGACAUAAGUAAUCUGACAAUUCAGCAUUUGGCUACUACAAUUCAUAAAUUGCGCAAGGUUAAAAUACAGAGAAUGCAAAAGCUCCAAGAUCUUGCAACUACAAUGUUGGAGCUAUGGAAUUUGAUGGAUACCCCUAUCGAGGAACAACAAGAAUUUCAAAAUGUUACAUGCAAUAUAGCUGCUUCAGAGCAUGAAAUAACAGAACCAAACACUCCUUCUGUGGAGUUUAUAAAAUAUGUUGAGGCAGAAGUUUCUCGUUUGGAAGAGUUGAAGUCAAGCAAGAUGAAGGAGCUUGUUCUGAAAAAGAGGUCGGAACUGGAGGAGAUCUGCAGAAAAAUGCAUAUGAUUCCAGAAACAGAUGCUGCAGUAGAAUAUGCUGUUGAAGCCAUAGAAUCUGGAAACAUGAACCCUGAGAGUAUACUUGAGCAGAUAGAGGUUCAAAUUGCUAAUGUUAAGGAGGAAUCUUUUAGCAGGAAAGAAAUACUUGAAAAGGUUGAGAAAUGGUUGACUGCAUGUGAAGAGGAGAGUUGGCUUGAGGAGUAUAACAGGGAUGACAAUCGAUACAAUGCUGGGAGAGGUGCUCAUCUGACUCUCAAGCGUGCUGAGAAAGCUCGCAAUUUGGUUAAUAAAAUGCCAGGUAUGGUGGAGGCUUUGGCUUCCAAAACCAUGGCAUGGGAAAGUGAGAGAGGCACUGAAUUCUUAUAUGAUGGUAUCCGCCUUCUUUCUAUGCUUGAAGAGUACACCAUAUUACGCCAGGAGAAAGAGGAAGAAAGACGGAGGCAGCGGGAUCAGAAGAAACUGCAGGGACAGCUGAUAGCUGAGCAAGAGGCCCUUUAUGGGUCGAAGCCAAGCCCUUCAAAGCCCCAGAGUGUGAAAAAAGCUUCUAGAGUAUCAACGGGAGGUGCAACCAACAGAAGACUUUCCCUUGGAGGAGCAGGGCUUCAGACUCCUAGACCUGAUUUACCUCACUAUAGCAAAGCUACACCACAUUCACGUCCUGGAAAUAAAGUUGAAAGACUGCAUCAAAAUGAUCAUUCAAAACCCCACCAGGAUGAUGGCGUUGCUGGUUUAUCUGCUGGGAGGAGAGGGUUGGAUAUUGCUGGUCUUCCCAUGAAGAAACACUCAUUUGGCGCUGUAAAUGGUCGCGAACCUCAAUCACCAAUGCUGCGGCAACCUUUCUCACCUAUUUCUUCCACUGUUUCAUCAAAAUCCAACAUGUUAGAAGAAGCAAUGACACACGAUGACACAUCUAAGAAGACACUUCCAAUAAAUGAUCUGUCCUUUAAAACUCCCUCAAAGACAAAUACCGUUGCAGAUGAAGAGAAUUGGACUCCAAAGGCAAUGCUAAUUCCUGUGCCUACAACGCCUUCGACAGUAUCAGUACCCAUGCAGACAGCCAUGACCCCAGCUCCCCCACCAGUUCCAUUCGCAGUUAAUCCAGUUGAAAUUCCUGAAGACAUAGAGUACUCAUUCGAGGAAAGAAGAGCAGGAUUCAUUCUUCCCAGCUCACAUAUAAAAUCAAUCAUACAACUACAAGUCUGAUAUUCUCAAACCAUGGGUGAGCUUGAAUUUAUGUUGCGUGGUCAUUGCCUGUUGAUCUAAUUGAUUUUACUUUCAUCUUUUUCCAGGACAAGUUCUUGGUUAAAGUCAAUUGUAAUUGGCUUUUUGAUAGUGUAUAUAGUCUACGAGCAUUGAAACGUGGACUAAGUUGUUAAAAUUGUUACAUCAUCGUCAGUGUUAGCUUCUCUUGAUUUUAUUGACAUCUCUUUUAUGUUGAGAAAGGGUCAAGACAGUGAUUUUCUUUCCCUGGAUUGUUACUUGAUAUACUGGUAUUUGUUAGGUAACACAGUAAACAGUUCUUUUC
Messenger RNA from Populus euphratica (Euphrates poplar), 2741 nucleotides. Its product is annotated as 65-kDa microtubule-associated protein 3. Gene Ontology annotation, biological process: microtubule cytoskeleton organization. The transcript has 13 exons. The record is from RefSeq and is a predicted model, not a curated record. Gene Ontology annotation, molecular function: microtubule binding. Gene Ontology annotation, cellular component: spindle; cytoplasm. NCBI's taxonomy places the organism in Eukaryota, Viridiplantae, Streptophyta, Magnoliopsida, Malpighiales, Salicaceae. The coding region runs from base 227 to 2419 and encodes 730 amino acids.